Messenger RNA from Durusdinium trenchii, 2406 nucleotides. NCBI's taxonomy places the organism in Eukaryota, Dinophyceae, Suessiales, Symbiodiniaceae. The record is from the annotation of a GenBank genome assembly.
AUGGAAUUGCUGCGGCAGCAGUUUGCCACGCAACUCUUCCGCGAAGCAAAAGCCUUCCAUUCUAAGCGAUCGCUUUCUCCCUUGGACACUGAGUGGCUCUCCUCCGCCACCCUCGAGGAUGAUCGAUCAGAAUUGGUGCAGCGCUUGCGGGCCUUGCAGUCCCGAGUGCAGCAAGCAGAGGCAUCCUUUGUAGAGGCCAGCGAUGAACUUCUGGAGGAGAUCCGUGAGAUGACGGCAUCUUUGAAUGAGAUCUCAGCUGUGGUGCCCAAAUGCGCUGCGCGCCUUUGCUUUCAGGUGGAGAAGGCCCUGGCGGAGCUGGAAAGUCGAUUUCAGGCUGCACGGCAAGUGGAAAAAGAAGAAGUUGGAACCUCCCUGCCGGUGACAGGCGGUCACACAGCGGACAUUCUCCGGCUUUCUUGUGAACAAGCAGAUGCUGUGGAACAUCCGCACAGCUUGUUCCUUCAAGGUCGUUCGGGUACUGGCAAGACACUUGUGUUGAUCCAUCGCAUCAUUGGCCGAAGGGAGAAGGCGGAGAAGGAGGGAAGGCCAAUGCCAUCUCAGCUCUUCGUCACGAAAUCGCUUCUGUUGAAAGACAGCGUGGUGCAACAAUUGAGCUCAGCAGGUGUCCCUGUGACCUCUGUGAUGGGGUCGGUGGCAUCGCCUCAGUCUGGCGUGAUGUGCCUUUCAUGGAACCAGCUGGCGUCUCAUUUUGGAGCAGGAUCAGCCAUGAGCUUUUCGGUCUUUGAAGUUCAGAUCUUUCCGAGCCUGCAGGCUGCCUGUGGUGGCUUGUCGGCCCUCUCCGCCAAGACUGUGUGGACUGAGUUUACUUGUGCAUUGCGGCCCUUCACUGGUUGGCACUGGAACGGAAUCAGCCUAGACGACUACCUGAAAAACGAGGUGAGCGGGCAAGGUGUUCAACUCACACCUAGCAACCGGCGUGCCAUCCACCGAGCCUUCUCUAUGUACACGAUCAUCAAGGAACGCACUGGUCAGCGCGAUGAAGUCGAUGCUGCGAUGACACUCCGUGACCUGCUAUCAAACAGAUCGUGGUAUGACGAGGUCUACGUGGAUGAAGUGCAGGACUUUGCCCCCGCCCAACUCUCGGCGUUUAUUCAGAUGUGCCGGCGCCCAGAUGGCUUCACCGUUGUCGACUGGGCCAAGGCCAACCUUCAAGUCUUGCGCUACAACUACCGUUGUGCGCCUGGCAUUCGGGUCUGGGCCAACACCGUCACGGGGCUUCUCUUCUCUCGCUUUCCUCGAUCCUGUGAUCACAUCGAAGAGAUUGGUGAGGCCAAAGUCCAGGAGAUCUUUUUGACCACUAAGAUCCCUGGCCCUAUCGGCAGGAAUGCCACGCACCAGAUGAUCCUCACUGAGACCUUGCCAAAGCUCGGGAUGGACUAUGUGGAUUUGGUCCUCAUCCACUACCCAUGUGCAGACCUCAAGGACUUCCCCAACAAAUGUGGCGCCGCGCAGCACGCUGAGCGCCUCGACACCUGGCGCGGGCUGCAGGAGCUGCGCAGCGCUGGGAAGAUCCGGGCGAUCGGCGUGAGCAACUACAAUGCCGAGCAGGUUGAGGAGGUGAUUCAGGAGUUCAAAGAGGUUCCUGCUGUGAACCAGGUUCAAUUUCAUUUGGCCUAUCACAAUGAGACUCUCUUGAAGUCCGGCGUCAGACUUGAGGCUUGGGCGUCCUUGGCCGGGCCCACGGCCUCCUACCAGCAGGUGCCCAGCAUCUCCCUCACCGACCCGCGCUUGAUGGCCCUGGCACAGCGCUACGGUGUCAGCAGCGCGCAGGUGGAACUCCGCUGGGAGACACAGAAGGGCGUCGUUCCCAUCACAGCCACUUGUACCAAGGCGCACGUGCUGGGUGACCUGGACAUCUUCAACUUCACCCUAUCGGCCCAGGACAUGGAAUACUUGGACAGAUUGAUGCCCACGGAGAUGGAGGAGUAUGCGUGAGACAUGAGCAGAGGAGCAGAGCUGAAGCACCGUGAGAAUGCGAUGUUGAGACAGCUAAACCAGCUAAGCUCACUCGCGAGACCGCUGGAGGACAGGCGUCACAGACCGUUACAGCGAAAAGACUUCUGGGGGUUGGAGGAUUGGAGAAUCAUCUGAGAGGCUCUGGUUUCAGGAUGUUUCAGGUGAGAACUUUCAGUCUCACCACCAGACCUGACACAGACCAACCAGAUCCAGAGCAUUGCCACAAGAGAGGUGGGUUGGUUGUGUGAAGUUGUGGUGUUUUAGACGUUUGGACAGAUAUGACUUGCCGACAAACGAAAACAUCCAGACUUGUUGGACUUGCCUGGUCUAGUGGCCUCCACUGAUCGGGAGUGCACCCGUUUCUGCGCACGUUCAGGUGGUGGCCGGGUACGUGGAAGUCUGUCCUGGAGAAGGGCCGCGCUACGGAGA